UCUGAAAGAGGAUCACAAUUCACUUGACUGUUCUUCACCAGAUAAGGAACCGUUUCUGUUCUUUGUAAACUUUGUCGAUCUACAUGUGAGCAAACCAAAUAUCCAUGUUGAAUGACAUUGGACAAAUAUAUACAUUGAAUUGAAUUGAAUUACAUGCUUGGACUGACUUUGGAUAAAACUACAAAAUGACAGAGGUGGGCCAGAGGAAGGGUUCGUCCCCCUGUAAGGGAGGUGAACGGUCUCUUGUGGACGCUUUAUCGGACUACCCUGGGGAGUUGGUGAAGACAGAGAGCCCUAACUUCAUCUGCUCUCUCCUCCCACCCCACUGGAGAAGUAAUAAGAGUUUGCCCGUGGCUUUUAAAGUGGUUUCACUUGGUGAGACAAAAGACGGAACGGUUGUGACAAUUGGAGCAGGGAAUGACGAAAACUGCUGCGCCGAAUUGAAAAAUAACAUAGCAGUCAUGAAGAAUCAAGUUGCUCGUUUUAAUGACUUGCGUUUUGUUGGCAAAUCAGGCCGUGGUAAAAGCUUCACGCUGUCCAUAUUCGUUUACACCAACCCACCUCAGAUUGCUACCUGCAACCGUGCUAUCAAAGUUACUGUGGAUGGGCCUAGACCAAGACGACCAAAGUCAAAGCAUGAUGAUCCUCUGUGCUUCUCAUCGAUCAUUGACACAGGCCACGCCCAUUCUUAUGGGUUGGUCAUCUCUCACCAUGACAACCAGAUUGGAAGACAGCAGCCGUUUGUGAACCAGGGGUGGAUGCCUGGAUCUUAUCCCCUCACUUCAACUUCUUGUGAUAACCAGCCUGAAUUUCAUACAAAUCAUUAUACAUCAUCGGUUCAACAGUCAACAGGCAACCCCAUCCUUCCCCCACAGAUAAAGACGGAACCUCCGGAGCUGGACUUGGUCGCUGUUCAGCAGAAUCAAUCCCAGUUCAUCUACCCGACGCAACCAGGAGACACACCCUUCUAUCCGUCACAAUCUAGCUCCAUGUCCAGAGUGUCACCUGGGGAAGAUCCACAGCAGCGUACCAUCUUGCCGAUGACCCCAAACCAACUCCCCUUGCCAUCACAGCCUGCUCAGGAUGUCUUCUCUAGCUCCACCGCUAUUCCAAUGACGCCAUCAGCUAAUAACCCGAUUUACCCCCACCUGUACAUGUCUACUCCUUCAUCUCAGACGCACUAUGGUAGUGGCUCUAUGCUCCCAUCGAGAAGACCAGAGGAAAAGCGAGAAUUGGAGGAUAAGGAAGACACUAGUCAUGGCAUCUCCGUGGAAAUCAUCACGAAUCUUCCUCAUCCCUAUCCUGAUAUGUCUCUAAGUUACGGAGGCCAUCCGCAAAACCAGAUCGAACUGGAUAGAGAGAGAACCACUGGCAUUCAGAGCGUUGGAAUGGAGCUCAUGCAGCAGCAACAUCAAGGCAACACUAAUAUUGCACCAAUGCAACAAUCUGUCCUAGGACAUUUGCCACUUUUGGCUGAUUCGAGAAAAGAGGAAUUUUGGCGGCCAUAUUGAACUUUCAAGAAACUCUUGAGACUAUUUCCGAAAUGAUAACCUUAAAAUCUAUAUCCUUGUAUAGGUGUUGAGGUCUAGUGGAUACGUCGCUGGACUGUGAAUCACAUCACAUGUUUUGC
Strongylocentrotus purpuratus (purple sea urchin) is the source of this 1630-nucleotide messenger RNA. RefSeq names its product runt-related transcription factor 1. Gene Ontology annotation, molecular function: RNA polymerase II cis-regulatory region sequence-specific DNA binding; DNA-binding transcription factor activity, RNA polymerase II-specific; ATP binding. Bases 186 to 1511 code for a protein of 441 amino acids. Gene Ontology annotation, biological process: regulation of DNA-templated transcription. The transcript has 4 exons. Gene Ontology annotation, cellular component: nucleus. Lineage: Eukaryota; Metazoa; Echinodermata; Echinoidea; Camarodonta; Strongylocentrotidae. The record is from RefSeq and is a predicted model, not a curated record.